This is a messenger RNA of Oncorhynchus kisutch (coho salmon), 1437 nucleotides long. RefSeq lists its product as uncharacterized. The record is from RefSeq and is a predicted model, not a curated record. Bases 132 to 887 code for a protein of 251 amino acids. NCBI's taxonomy places the organism in Eukaryota, Metazoa, Chordata, Actinopteri, Salmoniformes, Salmonidae. The transcript has 8 exons. Gene Ontology annotation, cellular component: membrane.
CCAACAGAAACAAGUUGAAGGAUCCCCUUUAAACACAGUAAAUCACCCCCAGGGUCUUGUGUUCAGUCCAUUAUCCGUCCAGUUAUAGUUUGAAGCAACUGUUUUGGGAUCGAGGACUUGUUUAUCGCACUAUGGGGAAUGGCAGAACGUACACGAGAGGACUGUGUAUCACUUUCAAUGUCCUGCUUCUGGUAUCUGGGGUAUUUCUGUUCGUAGUUGGCGUUUCAUACAGCUUCCAACACCCUCCUGAGUUCGACCAUCGGAGUACCCUCCAUGAGAUGUACGUACUAAAUGUGUUUGGACCCAUGACGGUACUGUUCUCCAUCCUGGGAGGCUACGCUGCCUACAGAGACAAGAGAAUACUGCUGAUCCUGAUGGAGGAGAUUCUGGACAGAAGGUUUCAAUCUGUGACUCCUCUUCACGAUACUGAACCGCAAGUCCAGAGGGAGCUGAACAAACUCCAGGCAUCAGAUCAAUGCUGUGGACUGCGUGGCCACUCAGACUGGGGUUGUCACAUUCCACUCUCCUGCUACUGUCCUCCACAACCUCCAGACAACUCAUUGGACAGUCUAUGUGAGACUGUAAAUCUAGGCCUACAGAACACUAUGCUAGACUGUCAGCGCAAUAACACACACGGACAAACUACAACUUCAGUGUCCCAGGAGCGCUGGGUGUACAGCAAGCCUUGUGGUCCCAUCCUGAAGAGACACAUGAACUUCCUGAUUCAGAUCAUGAUCGGAUUCAUCUCUACAUUUGCCACCAUUAUGAUUGCUGCCAUAGUGAUGUCUCUGGUAGUGCUGGCCCUCCAGAUUCGGUCCACAGAGCCACCGCUCAACGACAGCCUCGACAGAGUCAAGUACCAACUCAGUCCUCUAGCUGUCACCUGACCUCAGCGUCAACACCACAGAUAACCCUGCUCUGCACGAGGACGAGAACUUGAUUCAUAUAUACCAAACUGUUAUCCUCCUGCUGGUAUUUUGUUUGGAACACUAGCUACAGUGAAAAUCAACACACGGCUAAAUUCCAGUGCCUGAACUCAAAUGAAAAACAAACACACGGCUAAAUUCCAGUGCCUGAAACGUUCCAGUGCCUGAACUCAAAUGAAAAAAAUUAAACACAUGGUGUGGCUCUCAUCCCACCUCUUCCCUGCUGUACAGUUUGGUUAAAGUCUGGGUUUCGUUUGAUUUCCUGCACAUGAUACAUGCCAAUUGUUCCCCUCAGAUCUAACUAUUGUACCUUGUUGUUAAAGUGCAUAAAAAAAUAAUGAAACUGCAUGUUAAUAAUGAGUGUAUAAGUGUGGUAUGACAAUGGUGAAUGAACAAGCCAUUAUGAAUAUCUGUCCAACAUGGUGAAAGGUUUGUCAUCCUCACAACAACAAGCAUCAUGUCAGUAAACAACCAGCUCAGAGUUAAUAAAAUGAUAUGAUUUAAAUCAUUA